AUGCGUCUUACACUCGCUUUCCUUCUCUUCUUGGUUGCCCUCACUGUGGCUCUACCAGUGGCCAAUCCCGCCAACAACAAAUCCCCCACUACCAAGGCAACCACUAAGGCAACCACCAAAGCACCCACCAAGGCAACGAACGCAAAGCCCUCUUCUGAUAAGAAGAAACUGGAGAAGGGCAUCAAAGAUAAUCUUAAAGCCGGCGACAAGGAGAUCUCUGCCACUGAGAAGGCACAGAACGCUGCCAAGAAGAACGACGCCAAGGGCCUGAAGAAGGACGAGAAGAAGAUCAAUAGUGCUUUGGAUGAGGCAACUAAGGACCGCCAGAAGAACCAGAAGAUUGCUGGUAACAAGGACCCUGCCCUGACCAAGGGACUUGGAAAGGUCGAGAAUGCGCAGAAGGGUGCGAAGCAGACAGUCAAUGGCUUGACUGGUGACCCUAAGAAGGAUAAGGGGUCGUUGGACAAGCUCGAUGCUACUUUCAAGAAGGGCAAGAAGACUAAUGAGGAGAACCUGAAGGAGGCCAAGAAGAACUUCAACUAG
Messenger RNA from Colletotrichum fioriniae, 543 nucleotides. RefSeq lists its product as uncharacterized. NCBI's taxonomy places the organism in Eukaryota, Fungi, Ascomycota, Sordariomycetes, Glomerellales, Glomerellaceae. The record is from RefSeq and is a predicted model, not a curated record.